Messenger RNA from Aedes albopictus (Asian tiger mosquito), 3286 nucleotides. It is a transcript of the gene Ube2g1, whose product is annotated as ubiquitin-conjugating enzyme E2 G1. The coding region runs from base 414 to 917 and encodes 167 amino acids. The transcript has 3 exons. The record is from RefSeq and is a predicted model, not a curated record. NCBI's taxonomy places the organism in Eukaryota, Metazoa, Arthropoda, Insecta, Diptera, Culicidae. Gene Ontology annotation, molecular function: ubiquitin conjugating enzyme activity. Gene Ontology annotation, biological process: ubiquitin-dependent protein catabolic process; protein polyubiquitination.
ACGUUGCGACGUCAAAACAUACCUGAAAGUUGUUCGCUUCGUUCGUUCGUUUGUGGCUCUGCUGUGUAGCUCGUCGUCUCGUCGUCGGCAGCCAUAAAAUUUUCGCGAGAAUUAAAACUCCGCCGCAGGAAAGUCUGGAAAUUGUACGCUCAUUUUUCCGUUGUAUCCGGGUGAACGGUUCGUUUUGGUACGCGAGUCGCGAGUUGGUGUGAAAAACAAGGUUGAAAUCAAGUGAAAUCGAUACUGACGGAGUGGAUUAGUCAGUCAGGUCAGCAUCCGAAAGCGAAAGCCGCAAGCAGCAGCAGCAAAGAAGAACCAUCGUCGCCCGUUCGACAUUUUUUUCAGUGUCCAGAGUAGUGAUAUUUUUUUCGUUUUUGAUUUGGGAGAAAGCUAGCCUCCAGCAUUCAGCUUAAAUGUCAGAACCUCAGUCUUCGUUGCUGCUGAAAAAACAGUUAGCAGAGUUGAGCAAAAACCCUGUCGAGGGAUUUUCAGCUGGACUGAUCGACGACAAUGACAUCUUCAGAUGGGAAGUACUUAUCAUCGGUCCACCAGAUACGCUCUACGAGGGCGGUUUCUUCAAGGCACACCUGCACUUCCCGAAGGAAUACCCACUGAGGCCUCCGCGCAUGAAGUUCGUCACAGAGAUCUGGCACCCGAACAUCGACCGCAACGGUGACGUGUGCAUCAGCAUCCUGCACGAGCCCGGCGAUGACAAGUGGGGCUACGAGAAGGCCUCCGAGCGCUGGCUGCCGGUGCACACCGUAGAAACGAUCCUAAUAUCGGUGAUCUCGAUGCUGGCCGAUCCCAACGACGAAUCGCCGGCGAACGUCGACGCGGCCAAGGAAUGGCGGGAAGCGUAUCCAGAGUUCAAGCGGAAAGUGGCGCGAUGUGUUCGGAAGAGUCAAGAGGAUUGUUAGUAGGGUUUUUUAAAAAAUGUCUUAUAUUUAUUAAUUAAUUAAUAUUACUAUAAUAAUGAAGAAAAAGGAAAGGAAAGGAUAACGAUGGUUGAUGAUGCCAAGUGAUCGAUUGAUGAUGAUUGAUUGCCGCAAACAACAAUGUCGACGAUUGGUUUUCUUUCCUCGGAAUCAUGAAAAAUAGAUGCAAGCAUGUGCGAGUGUAUGGCUUUCAGGUUAUUUUACGAAGAAUACUGAGAGCUGUUCCGGCGUAUUUUCGCUUCAAAUUGUACGCUACUACAAAUUCAUAUUCUCAUUUACCCGGAUCAUGUUGAACAUUGAGGUUUUCCAAUACAUCCACAGCAAAUUUAUAUCAUAUGAACUUUUUUUUUAGAAAUACAACCAAUUGUCCAAUGCAAAAUGCUUCGCAUUUCAAAUUUAGUGAUAAUUUUAAUUUCAGUGUGUUUAUUUGCUGAAAAUAAAACCAACUAGGCAAUCUUUAACCACUUUCCACUUGUUUCCAUUAUUGAGAGCUGCUUUUUUACGGCGUGUGGCGGGGUCUAUCCAUUUAGUCGUUUGGCAUUUUGAGUAAUAUGUGACGAAAAGCUACGUCUGGUGGUGGUCUUGGCCGCUAAUUGAUAGUUCUGAAGCUAAAAUCUUCUUAUUGCAUACCUGAGGUCCUCAAGUACACGUGAUGAUAUCUUUUUAACUGGUGUUCAAUGGCGCACCAAUGGACCUUAAGAUAAAAAUGAUAAGGCCGAUUUCAGUUCUCAUUUCAGUUUAGAUUUUAUUCCAAACGAAUAAAUUGGACCUCCGCCACGCGCUGACACAAUCAUCCCCGCAUAUCAGUUGAGAAAUUUUCCAAAAGAGCCAAAAGAUAUCUAUCAGCUGAUUUGUUAUCAUUUACGAUUUAGAGAUACAUAUGAGACGCGGAGGGAAGACGAACAGACACAGAGAGAGAGAGCAACACGGAAUGAACGAAGGACAUUCAACAGGUGAUAGCCCACAACCAGGCAGAGACAUCGGGAGAUCUUCUCUCUCCCACUCUCGUGAUUCGACUGCACUAAUAUAAUAUUAUAUGGGCUAUAAUAUUGAGAGAGGGAGAGCAAAACCAUGCUUGCUGGAGAGAGUAAACACUCAGGAAAUCAAUCACACACGCGUUUGUCCUGUUGAAAAUUACGUGCUUAUAUAAAUAGGUGUAAAGUGCCCGCUAAAUGAUUGAAAAACACGGAAAGAGUGAGUGAAUAAUAAAUGACAAAACGGUGUAUGGCACUUUGGGCCAGAACAAACCGGAAGAUAAACCAUUUUGCGAUGACUGCUCAUUAUACUUGACUUCAGCUAUUCAGAAUAGAAGAGAAACUACUUUAAUGAGAUUGAUGAUACUAAGUAUAAGUUAAACUAAUUUUCCCCUUUCUGCCGGAGAACACAUUCAGUGCUUUGUUCUGUAUGUUUAGGAAGAAACGAAAAAGCUUUUUAAAUUUACGUUGAAAAUCUGAAACUUUUGUGUGAUACUUCUGUUUCCUAAUGAUUACGAACAAAAAAAAACAAAACACAAAUUCAAAUCAUGGCAGGGCCACCUGACCGACAAUGUAAAUAGUGCAGUUUCCGCUCAGAGACAGGCAAACGAGAAACAACGUGUAACCAAACCAAACCGACUAAAGUAAUUUCUAACGCGCAUCCUUCCUCGGAUCUAUGGUUAAGAGGGCGCUACCUCGUUCAGAACAACCAUCCUUUGGCAUAACAUAACUCUUCCUGUUAUGGCAAGUGGCACUGCGUCAAACGAGGUAGUGCCGGUUAAGAGUAAUCCCGCUAACACGAAAUAAUAAAUACCUAUUACCUUACAAAACUAACAUUUACAAACUGAAAAAGUUAAAGCAUCCAAGUCAACAAAAAACUACACCACCACCACCACAAAUGCAACACUUAUUCUUCUACUUAAACAAAAACAACAACAAAUGAAUACAAGUAACAAUAUUGAUUUAAGUUUGCUAGAAUAAAACAGCAAGACAAUUAACAAGUAACCAGCAUUUCAUUUAACAUCCCGUCCUUCUUCACAUAAAAAAAAAUCAUCGCCCAUUUCGCUUCCUUCUUAAUUCGUCAAAAUCCCUCUUUCUAAACUCGAAUCGUUAAAAUCCCCUUUCAACAAAAUACUACACCCUUAACCCCUAGUGUUUGGGGAACGCAAACUUGUGUGGUUGCUUCCGCAGAACAAAACAAAAAACAAUGAUGACUGAAGUGAUGGAUGAUUGUAAGGACAAAAAAAUAUUAAAAAAUGAUACAAUGAUCUAAUGAAAAAAAAAAGCAUACAUAUGCCGCCAACAUCACAAUAUAACACUCGGAACACAAGAAGAAGUAAUAAAUUGAAACAGCCUGAAAAUAUGGAAAAUAGAUGA